CUCGUAUGCCGGCCAUCAGAUCGAGUCAAAAGAAAAUAUACAUAAUUUCCAAGGCACAGAGGCCAUGGUCUGUGGUCGUGUCCGAGUCCGAGUCCGAGUCGCUAGAACAUCCAUAUCGCCAUGGUGAUCAAGAAGUAUGAACUCGAGGCCGCAUUGCAUGCUGAGAAGCAGCAAAUCUCCAGCGGCCAGUUGAAAGAGGACAAUCCACUUGAUACGAGCGAUGAGUUCCGUAUCUUUUGUGAGGCUUGCAGAAGGGGUGACUUGAAGGUGUGCCAGGAGCAGAUCUCUGCUGGUGUCAACAUCAACGCGAGAGACAGAUAUGAUUACACUCCGCUCAUCUUGGCCAGCUUGUGUGGUCACUACGAGGUUUGCCAACACCUGCUCGAAUCCGGAGCCCUUUGUGAGCGUGAUACCUUCCAAGGUGAACGUUGUCUGUAUAAUGCUCUGAAUGAUCGCAUUCGCAACUUGCUGCUGCAGUACGACUUCUCCAAGUCGACCGACCCUCUGCAGCCACUUGCUGCCCAUACCACUUCACUACUCUCGAGACCGGAUCCGAAGACGGCUGACAUUACUGUCACGACUUACGACCAGGAGUUCGCUUUGCACAAGUUCAUUCUUGCUGCUCGCUCGCCCUACUUCGCCGAGAAGCUCGCCCAACAACCAGAUACUGCGUCGUGGAAGCUGCCACCGAAAAUACCCUCGCAAUCCUUCAACUCGGUUGUCCGCUAUCUGUACUUGGGUGAAGCCUCAGCUGAGCUGAGUGAGGAUGAGGAAGAGCAAAAGGCAAUCCUGGCUGGCAUCGACAAGCUAGGCAAGCAACUAGAGGUUCCUACUCUCUUCGAAAGCAUCAUCGAUGCUGGAGACAGAAGAUUGGCAAGACAGCGUAGGACAGAAGAGAUGGCUCGUGGUCGAGACCAGUUCGCGACUUGGUUCCGAGCGAACGUGUUGCGACACAAGGUUCACACCGACACUGAGAAAGCCGACAAGGUCAAAUGGGACAAGAACAAUGCCAUCUUCGCUGAUGUCUUGCUCAGAGCCGAUGAGCCUGAAGAUGAGGAGAAAGAUGACAUCCCGUCGACUCAAAAACAGGUUCGUGGUACUGAAGGACCCUUGAAUGGUAUUCCCAUCGGAAGUUUCUCCUCAGAACAGGCAAAGGCGCCGGCCGCUCUGCGCAAGUCUGUCCUCUUUCCUGUACACCGCGCCAUGUUGCUGCGAUCCGAGUUCUUCAGUGCCAUGUUCUCGUCGAGUUUCCGAGAGGCACAAGACUCGCCACACCUACACAUCAUCCCUAUCGACUGUUCGCCCCAAGUCCUGGAGAUUGUCUUGACUUAUCUCUACACUGAAAAAGCCGACUUUUCGUUAGAGAUAGCUGUCGAUGUUCUUUUCGCUGCUGAUCUCUUGUUCAUCGAGAAGCUGAAACAACGGGCUGCCAUUAUCAUAUCCACCUUGGGUAACGGCGGUGCUUCUGUCGUUGAAUCCGAGAAUCCACGAGGCGAGACUGCUAUUGAGGACGUAGUAGACAUCUACGAUGUUAUUCGCGCCGGCUGGGACACCCGCGUCCACCGCCUUGAAGAGUUCGGUGCUCGAUACAUCGCCUACAGAUUAGAACGUUUUAUCGAUGAUCCAGAGUUUGCAGAGCUGGUCAAGGAGAGUGCUAUGAGAAUUCAGGGACGUCAGGAAACUGAUACAGUCGAACUCAUCGACGAUAUUCGAUACUAUCUAUCCGAUCGAUUCCGUUUGAGAAUGGAAGAUUCUGGCAUUGAGCAGAUGACUGAUGAGACUUUGGAUCCCUCUCAGUUGCCGGGCAAGGACGUCUUCGACCCAAGCGAAGUCAUGUUCGCGGAGGAUGACGGCGUUGAUGUCCACUCGGGUACAGCAUUACAAGACUCUCAUGACCAUGACAAUCUUGUUAUUCGUACGUUGGAUGGUGAGAUUGCUGGUGACGAGUUUGCGCAGGAUGCCAUUAAUUACCAAAUUCUUCUUGGUAAGAUAGAUAACUUGCUGGACACUCUGACGUUAGACGCGUAAAUAUGGACGCCUAAAAUAAACAACGUAGACAAUGGUUAUAUCGUGUCAAUUACAACAC
Aureobasidium pullulans EXF-150 is the source of this 2086-nucleotide messenger RNA. RefSeq lists its product as uncharacterized. NCBI's taxonomy places the organism in Eukaryota, Fungi, Ascomycota, Dothideomycetes, Dothideales, Saccotheciaceae. The record is from RefSeq and is a predicted model, not a curated record. Bases 121 to 2028 code for a protein of 635 amino acids. Gene Ontology annotation, molecular function: protein binding. The transcript is spliced from 4 exons. Gene Ontology annotation, cellular component: ubiquitin ligase complex; cytoplasm.